AUGCCAUUGUGGGCGCAUAACUCAUGGGUAUGUCUCUUCGCCGCCAUGCUGGCUGUCGCUAUCGGAGGAAAUGCUAUUGUCAUUUGGAUUGUUACAGCUCAUCGGAGAAUGCGGACAGUCACGAACUACUUCCUGGUAAACUUGUCCUUUGCUGAUCUGAUGAUGGCUUCUCUAAAUUGUCUCUUCAAUUUUAUCUACAUGUUGCACAGUGACUGGGUGUUUGGAGUGCGGUAUUGUCAGCUAAGUAACUUCAUAGCUAAUGUCACUGUCGCUGCCAGCGUGUUUACAUUGACGGGAAUCUCUUUUGAUAGGUAUCAAGCUAUCGUGAGGCCAAUGCGACCCAGAAUGUCAAAAACUUGUUCCUUAAUCAUGAUCGCAGUGAUAUGGAUAAGCGGGAUGCUUCUUGCCAUACCAUGCUUAUUGUAUUCAACAACCAAGGAAUACCGGUCAAAAGGAACUUUGAAAACCGCCUGUUUACUAUCCUGGCCUGAUGGGUUACCUGAUGUCUCGUAUAUGGAUUUUAUAUAUCAAGUUUUAUUCUUCGUGGUGACGUAUGCGGUACCAAUGCUUGGUAUGACGUUCUUUUACUCGGCAAUGGGCCGCGUAUUAUGGGGUUCGCGGUCCAUCGGUGAACUAACCCAACGACAGUUGGACUCGAUACAGUCAAAACGGAAGGUUGUUAAAAUGUUUAUCCUGGUGAUCAUCAUAUUCGGAAUAUGCUGGCUGCCAUACCACUCGUACUUUAUUUACACCCACUUCAAUCCUUCCAUAUUAUACAUGAAGUAUGUUCAACAUAUGUACCUCGGCUUUUACUGGUUAGCAAUGGCAAAUGCGAUGGUUAACCCCAUCAUUUACUAUUGGAUGAACGCCAAGUUCCGAUCAUAUUUUCGCACAGCGAUUCUGUGCAGAUGGCGGGACACGUGUUUCAGACGCAAGCGGCCGCUGCCCGACUCCCCACCGGACUACGUCUCGCAGUCGGGCAGUCGAUCCCGAUCAGGUUUUUACUCGUUAACGUAUAGAGGAACACAACGAAUCAAGAGGAAGUACAGCGGUCGUAUGGCAGCGGUCGUGGUGUCGGCAGCCCCCAGGCCCGCGCUCGCAGAGACAGAAUUCGCUUGCUAGCUGCCCCCCCUGCCCUCGCUGUCCGCACCGGA
Papilio xuthus (Asian swallowtail) is the source of this 1154-nucleotide messenger RNA. RefSeq names its product neuropeptide receptor A32 (gene NGR-A32). Gene Ontology annotation, biological process: G protein-coupled receptor signaling pathway. Gene Ontology annotation, cellular component: plasma membrane. The coding region runs from base 1 to 1122 and encodes 373 amino acids. Lineage: Eukaryota; Metazoa; Arthropoda; Insecta; Lepidoptera; Papilionidae. Gene Ontology annotation, molecular function: neuropeptide Y receptor activity; tachykinin receptor activity. The transcript has 9 exons. The record is from RefSeq and is a predicted model, not a curated record.